This is a messenger RNA of Saccharomyces mikatae IFO 1815, 2094 nucleotides long. It is a transcript of the gene HOS3, whose product is annotated as histone deacetylase. Lineage: Eukaryota; Fungi; Ascomycota; Saccharomycetes; Saccharomycetales; Saccharomycetaceae. Gene Ontology annotation, cellular component: nucleus. The transcript has a single exon. The coding region runs from base 1 to 2094 and encodes 697 amino acids. The record is from RefSeq and is a predicted model, not a curated record. Gene Ontology annotation, molecular function: histone deacetylase activity.
AUGUCUUCCAAACAAUCGGACCCAUUGGAAAGAUUCUAUAAGCAAUUUCAGGCCUUUGUUCAGAAUAACCCUAAUGUCAUAUCGGCUGCUCGAGCAGCCGCACAAAUACCAGAGUCUGCAAAGGCGGUUGUUGUAUUAUCUCCGUACUCUUUACAGCAUGUGUUCCCCAGAGGAUGGGUAACAAAAUCGUACAGGAAAACCAUAGUCGAAAGACCGGAGAGACUGUUAGCAAGCUCUAUGGGUAUAUCAGCUGCGAUUACUAUGUAUCCGUCCCUUUUUACCUUAAAAUCUUCACAUCAAAGAAAGGGUUCAUUGAUGGCCCCCCAUGUGCUCAAAGUUCACGGUAGUCACUGGCCGGCGGAAUUGAUUGAACUUUGCCAAAUGGCAGACGCUAAACUGUUAAAGGGCGAAAUCGAAGUCCCUGACACAUGGAACUCAGGCGAUAUAUACCUGAGUUCGAAGACAAUCAAGGCCCUGCAGGGUACGAUUGGUGCCAUUGAAACGGGUGUUGAUUCCAUUUUUGAGGGUCCGUCCGCGGAGCAUAUUAGUAACAGAGCCUUCGUGGCUAUACGACCACCUGGUCAUCAUUGCCAUUACGCCACACCAUCAGGCUUUUGUUUGUUAAACAAUGCACAUGUAGCCAUAGAGUAUGCGUACGAUACCUAUAACGUCACGCAUGUGGUCGUGCUCGAUUUUGACCUACACCACGGUGACGGAACCCAGGACAUAUGCUGGAAGCGUGCCGGUUUCAAGCCUGAGGAGGAACCUGAAAAUUCGUCUUAUGAUGAAUUUGAUAAGAAAUUUGCCGAGUUUCCCAAGGUCGGUUAUUUUUCUAUGCAUGAUAUAAAUUCAUUUCCAACAGAAUCUGGAUUCGCUACAAAGGAAAACAUUAAAAAUGCAUCUACCUGUAUCAUGAACUCUCAUGAUUUGAACAUCUGGAACGUCCACUUAUCCAAAUGGACCACCGAAGAAGAGUUCAAUAUAUUAUAUAGGACAAAAUAUAGAACUUUAUUUGCCAAAGCGGAUGAAUUUUUCAGAAGUGCAAAACAAGAGAUGAAUCAAAACGAGAAACCAUUUAAAGGUUUAGUAGUCAUAAGUGCCGGUUUCGAUGCAUCUGAAUUUGAACAAACCUCGAUGCAAAGACAUAGCGUUAAUGUUCCAACAAGUUUUUAUACAACGUUUACCAAAGAUGCAUUAAAACUAGCUCAAAUGCACUGUCACGGUAAAGUUUUAUCUUUAAUGGAAGGCGGAUAUUCUGAUAAAGCCAUAUGUUCUGGUGUUUUUGCACAUUUGAUCGGUUUACAAAACCAAGAUUGGGUCAAAGAAUGGGGGUCCGAACAAGUUGUUAAAGAGAUUGUUCGGGGUUGUAAACCGGCUUGGAAACCCUACAAGACAAGAAGAGCCAAAGAUGUCAUAAGAAUAUGGGCAGAAGAAGUUAUAAGGCUGGGACGAGCAAUGAUACCGGAAUUCGAUGAUAUAAUCUUCAAAGAUGUACUUAAAACGGAACCAUCUAAUUCAUUACUCGGCACCCCGGUGGGUCCAGCAAUGACAUCUACAAUUGCUCAACGAAUAAUUAGGUCACAUAGAAGCAGCGCUUCCCCAGAGAAAGAACUUUAUGAAAAUAAACUCAAAAUCAUAGACAAGCAAGGAAAUAGAGAAGUUCUGAGUGAGACCAAGGUUAACCAUCCCUCUUCCAAUAAUAGAGCUACUGAAACCCAAAUUCCAUUUUUGAAACAAGAAUUUUCCAGUGAGGAUGAAGAUGAAGAGUAUGUUUACGAUGAAGAAUUGAAUAAAACUUUCAAUCGUACGGUAGAAGAUAUUACCAUUGACGACAUCUCUAGACAUUUGGAGACCUUGGAAAUAGAGAAACAAAGUGAUGAUGGAUCAGACGAAGAAAUUAAAGGAAAAAACUGGAAAAGUACACAUCAACGCCGUUUGCAGAGCAACGGAAUGUAUAAGAUCCCUUCUAAUACGAAACCUCAUCGCAUGAGACAAGCUCAAAAUGCACAUGCACCAACUUAUGAUGAUAGUGACAUAUCAAUGAUUUCCCAUGUGUCAAGAAAACAUACAACAAGGAGUGGCGGAAGAUGGUGA